This is a messenger RNA of Linum trigynum, 4423 nucleotides long. NCBI's taxonomy places the organism in Eukaryota, Viridiplantae, Streptophyta, Magnoliopsida, Malpighiales, Linaceae. The record is from the annotation of a GenBank genome assembly.
UCGUUCAUUGAUUCUCACUGUUGUGUUAGUUUCUGCCUUGAAUAUCGCCCGAUUUCAUAAUUGUUGAGAGAAUUGACCUUUUAUUCUUCUUAAAGCAACUCCACUUCUAAUUGAAAUAGGUAUAUUUCUAAACGUGCAAUGCGUCUACUUGCAUUGUUUGAGCAUUUCAGCUUCAAACUUAGAAACCAUUAAAAACCCUUUUGUCUUUUGAUUACCCUAUUUUCUGAACAUUGUCUCGUCAUGAGAACGGAGUUUGCAAAAUUUGACAAUGUUGGACCAUCAUUCACAAUUUUAUUUUCUACUUGAACCUAAAGUUUGGGCUAGCCAACAUUACUAGGUAAAGUUACAGUCAUGGUGAUUUGUACUAGGCCACGUGUCCAUUCCUUUUGAUGUAAUUAAUUUCGAACCAGACCCUAUAUUUGUUUCAUUUUAUCUAGGGUUAAUACCACUGGGAAACUCGAGCUAUAAAAAAGUACCAUUUGUAUACAGAUCUAUUCAAUAUUUUGAAAAUGUCCCAACGUAUUACAGUUGUGUGUCAUUUAUUUCCUUGCGAUUUCGUUGACCGUUGUAAGUAACGGUUGACCGGACAUUGAUCAACUUGAUGUUGACUUUUGUUGACGUGGCAGCCACAUAGAUGCCAUGUCAUUGACAUCUCAUAUUUUUAAUUCAAAUUAAAUAAGAAAAAAAUAGAAAAAUUUAAAAUUAACAAAAUUAAGAAUCUCACUAUUCACCCCUCUCUCAAAUAUCUGCCACCGUCAGGCCUUUGGUUCAUGUGACGAGUCUUUAGAUACAAUACACCAAAGACUAGUCUUUUUUCGAUUCACAACAUAUAAAUUAUAAUGUAUUUUGACUUGGUAUUAUUCUCCUGCAAGUUAAGGUUGUCAAACCGGUUUAUGCCAGUGUGUCGGUUUAGCAACUGAAAUGGUUCGACCAGUGGCACAUACCGGUUUGUGCCGGUUCAUGCCGGUCAAUAUUAUAAAUAAAAUUAUAAAUACUCAUAUUUAAACAUGACAUUUAAUGUCAAUACUUAAACAUUUAUACUUGAAUCCAACAAAUAACAUCAAUAUUUAACUUUUAUACUCAUAAAAUAAAUAAUAAAAUUAUUUUUAUCAAUUAAACUCACUAAAAUAAGGUCAUUUUACUUAGAGAUUCGUAUAUCGAUUAUGCCGGUCAUACCGAUGGUGUCACGCCAGUUUUAUGACUGAUACCGAUUGAACCAGGUUCAAACUGGUGGCACGCCGGUGAGUGUGACACCCAUGCGUGCAACAGUCAACCCACGUUCGUUCGUACACACGCCAAUAACACCACACAUAAUAUAUACCCUGGCCUCGUGGUGGAUCAUCAUCAUCGUCAUUACUCUUCCAUAUCAAUCCAACAAAUCAACCACUAAAGCACCAUGAAUUACAAUUAUCACAGCCUAAAAGAUAACCCUACUCAUCAAAUCUCCAUAAUACUCUCCCUUUUCCUCUUCAGCCUCCUCGCCGUCUCAUUCUUCUUCUCCGACACACCACCACCACUAAGCAACGAACUAACCGCUUCUCCCAACAACAACGACCCGCUCGGGGCGGCGCUGGCGGCGGCUGCGACGGCGGACAAGACGCUGAUCAUCGCGAUGGUGAACAAGGCCUACGUGGAGGAAGGGGAUUGGCCGACGAUGCUCGAGCUGUUUUUGGACGCGUUCUGGCUCGGCGAAGGUACUAGGGAACUGCUCGACCACCUGCUCCUCGUCGCCGUCGACGAGAUAUCUUACGACCGAUGCAACUUCCUGCACCUCCUUUGCUACCGCCUGCGCCUUCCUCCCGCCGGGGAUAAUUCUUCCGCCGCCGGUGACGGAGAGGAGAAGGUGUUCAUGUCACGCGAGUUUAUCGGGAUGAUGUGGCGACGGACCGAGUUCCUCGGGGACGUGCUGGCCCGUGGAUAUAACUUCAUCUUUACGGACACAGACGUACUGUGGCUGAGGAACCCAUUCCCAAGGCUGACGACGACCAAGACGCCGGAUCUCCAAAUCAGCACGGACCGGUUCGACGGGAACCAAUGGUCCCGGUCGAACCCGAUCAACACCGGGUUUUACAUGGUCCGGUCCAACGACCGGACCAUCUCCCUGUUCCGGUCCUGGUACUCCUUGAAAGAUAACUCCACGGGAUUGAAAGAGCAGGAUGUGCUACAGACCUUGAUUCGGGAAGGGCCUGUCCAUACACGAGAGCGGCUUGGGGUUCGGGUCGGGUUUCUCGACACGCUCUACUUCAGCGGCUUCUGUCAGGGAAGCCGCGACAUUCGAGCAGUCGUCACCGUCCACGCAAACUGUUGCCGCACCAUCCUCGCGAAAGUUGCCGACCUCAGAGUCGUGGUGGGAUUGUGGAAGAGGUUCAGGAGCAAUGCCACGUCGGUUGACGAUAGUGCUGUGCUGGCGAACAUUGCGCACGUGGCGUGUGCUAAUUCGUGGAAGUGAUCUUGUGAUUUUGAAUGGAUAUUGCACAUGCAAGCAUUUGUAAACAUGUAUACUGAACACCCUCACACUUAUAUCACACAUUGUCUCCAAUGUGCACAAGACAAUCUGUAAGUGAAUAGAAUCAAAUCGAGGUUGAGUUGUCUCUCAACAAGGAUUUUCUUACAGUCAUAAGCUAGACGGUUGCAUUCAAGUUUCGGCCCAUCCCAAGACCUCUUUGAAAUUGAAGUUCCCGUGAGUAUGUGACCUCUUUGAAAUUGGGGCUCCACCUUCAAGAGCUCUUUCCUUCCUUAUCCUUGCUUUUCUUUCUCGCAAACCAUAUAACUCAUAAUGGUCGACCACCAUUGCAUACACCAAGAGAGAUCGAUAUAUGAUGGGGUUUGGAAAAGAGUCUUGACGAAUAGAUUUCGUUGCAAGGAGUUUUUCAAGAGGUUGGAUGUGCAUUGGUUCGGCUUAUUCACAUACACCACAACCUCCAUCGUCACUUGUGAUCCAUUCACCUCUUGAACCUCCUUUCUUUCUUCUUUUUGAUUGUUGUCUUCCCAUGUAAAGAUUCAAUUUCCUUCUCUUCUUCACUUUCUUCUUCAUCAUCUACAACCUCCGACGUGGUUACUAGCAAGAUCCUCCCUAUAUUAGGUAUCUUUAUGUAUUACAUAUGUAACAUGAUCGAUAUUUUUAACAACUAAUCAUGUUCUUAUUGCUACAAGAUUGAUGGAUUGGAGACUGUACCACUUGAUAAGUGGAGAUGUAUUAGGUUGUUGAUUAUGUUAUAAUCACUAACGAUGACAAUUAUCAUAAGUUAGAGACUAUCAAUAUUAGGAAACAACGACCGCUAUAUUUCCCUCCUUAAACCUUAAUUUCGUCAUUAUAACCAUUAUAACUAGAUAUAGCUAAAGAAAUUCAUCAUAAUUGCUAAUAAAUAUUUCUUAAAAUAUAUAAAAGCAGUUUAAGAAAACGGCCCUCUCCACGUCAGCGUUGGAGGCUUCCCCGUGAAUUUCGGAAUUAUGAUUCUUUUUCCUUUUUUUUUCGUUUUAAUAGGCAGCUUUUGCCCGCACUCAAUUUUUCGGCAGGAAUACAACGAAUUCUUUUUGGUGGAAGUGGAAGUUGGAACUGCAAAUCUUGAUCCCCAUUUUUUAUCAUGUGGUUUUAUUUAUUUAUAAAAAAUUUCGUGUUGUUUUUUAAAUAAGCACUUAUUCAUUUAAAUGGGAUGAUUUGAUUUUGUUUUUGGGCAUAUGUGGCAUAUUAUGUUUCUGUUAAGGGAAAAAAUUUAAUGAAAGUUAACAAAAAAAAUAAAAUAAUGAAACCAUUCUCAAGCCUUUUUUUACUGGACCAGAUUAUUCAAUAGUAUAGCCGUAUAGGAUAUUGGAUGAGAUAAUUAGUUUCAAUAUAUUUCUUUUGAACAUAUUAGUUCAAUAUUAUGGAUUUUUGGUGGAUAAAUGUUCUUACCUAAAUACUUAUAUUGGCACUUCAUGAUUCACCAUUUUAUUUUUUUAGAACUGUUUAACCAGUCAAUGUCAAAAGCAUGAGUUAAUAUUAGAUUGUUUACAAAAGUUAAUAUUAUAGAAUUAAAUCGUCAUAAAUAACCACAAUAAAUUAUGAGGAUUUUCAACAUAUGUCUAUGAUCGAUUUAGGAGUUUAGGCGGCAUUUAAUUUUUCUCGAUUAAGAGUUGAGUAACUAACUUUAAAACAUACAUUGACUAUGGUAGAAGCACAAAAUUGUUGCUUGAUAAGUUAGGCAAAGGAAAUAGUUCAACCUUUCUUAGAUCAAUAUUGAAGCCACAUAUUGGAGAACAAAUUAUUCUAAAGAAUGUACAAAAAUAGGAAAAUUCCAAAAUAAAUUAAAUAUAAAAUUUUGCUUAAUUAACAAAAAUAACCAAAUGAAACUCGCCCGGCCAACCGGCCGGGUACAAAGCUAGUUCAUAUAAUAGAGUGUUUUCAACCACUAGAAAUUCCCCCUAAUUAAAGGUUUCAACGACC